CCGCCACAGCAGAUGGACUCUCUCCAUUCUUCUUGUUGUCUGUCAUUUCGUGUAAAUUUACGAGAAGCUGUUCCCAGGAUGUUUUUCAGCUCUAACAGAGAUUAGGCCACGACUUUGAGGCGAAUCUAGCAGCGUUCACGCACACGUGGAGCGGAUCUACACGGUACCCGCAGGUGGAGGAAAACGAGAAGCCGGAGCGUGUGCCCUAAAACUCGACUCAACAGACAUUCAACAGAGUACAACCAAACGCGUGUCCCAUGAUUCCUGAGAAUGGGUGACGGGGUCCAGAUUGGAGAGAACAAAUUUAUUAGCAAAUCUACCAUUCUUUCCCAUCUAAAAACCUACAACCUGUACUAUGAAGGGCAGAACCUGCAGCUCCGGCACAGAGAGGCAAAGGGGGAGCUUAUUGUGGAGGGCUUGCUGAACAUUUUCUGGGGCCUGCGUCGUCCAAUCAGACUCCAGAUGCAGGACGACCAUGAGAGGCUUCGCCCACCCCCCUCCUCUACAUCCUGGCACUCAGGCUGCACUCUGGAUGGUCAGGGAGUACCACAAAGCACAGAGGGCCAGCAGUCUGCACAACCCAGCCCGCCAACAGUAGAGGUGACCCCACCCCCCGACACCCACCCAGACGACAACGGCAUUAAUGAGGACCAAGCUGAAGAUGAUGGUGACUACAGCUCUCAGCUCCUCAGGACAAAGAGUGACGCUGGAGUCUUGAGGCGUUGUCAGCGACGAUCGCCCAGUGACCAGAGGAAGAUCAGGAGACAUCGCUUCUCUAUUAACGGACACUUCUAUAACCACAAGACUGCGGUCUUCACACCAGCGUAUGGCUCUGUCACAAACGUCAGAAUCAACAGCUGUAUGACGACGCCUCAGGUCCUACGAGUUCUGCUCAACAAAUUUAAAAUAGAAAAUAGCCCAGAUGACUUUGCCCUUUACCUUGUUCAUACCAGUGGAGAGCGCAUGAAGCUUAAACGCAGUGACUACCCCCUCCUGCUGCGAGUGAUGCAGGGGCCCUGUGAGCUGGUCUGUAAAGUGUUUCUCAUGGAGGCUGACCUGGGAGAAGAGGUCACGUAUGAUGUGGCGCAGUAUAUCAAGUUUGAGAUGCCGGUCCUGCAGAGUUUUAUCACUAAACUAAAGGAGGAAGAGGACAGGGAAGUACAAAAACUCAGAAGAAGGUAUAAUUAUCUUCGUUGUAUCAUUGAGAAGCAGCUCAAUUGUAUUCCAGAGGGGGCCACGUGCAUGUAACCUCUGUUGUCAUUCCUCCGUUCUUCACAUUUUAAUACAGUUUAGAGGAACUGUAUGUAGCCUGCACUAUUACAGUUUCAAAAAGGGUACUACAGUCAUAACAGAACCUGGGUUGCUAGUUCCUUAACCUGCAGAUAGAAGUGGACACAUACAAGUUUUUUUCAUUCUCAGUAUAUGAACAUAUCUUGUUAUACAAUUAGGUCAUGUUUAUGGAGUACAUAAACUAUACAAUUGCUUUAACAAUAUAUAUUUACAGUGUGCAUGUAAAUUUAUUAGAAUCAUUAUAAUUAUCAGCAAUAUUCUACAGGGGCAAAACAAUGAACUUUGAACCUCUUUUAUUGUUUUAUCAUGUAAUUUCCCUAAUGCAGCACAAAACAUCCUUCCUAUGUAUUUAGAUGAGAAUUCAAAUUAGAGCCAUGCAAUGAAAGCACAAUGACCACAGCUUUUUAAAGUGCCUGUAAAGGUUUGUCCUAGAACCAAUUUAAGGUAAAACAUAUACAAAAAUGUUAAUUUAGUCUUCUUUUGUAUAUUAACUUCUUGGGGUAUUUUAAAAGGCAAUACAGUACAAUACGUUGUUGACAUUUUUCAGCUGCUAACUGCAAGCCAUCUUCAGAACUGUGUUUAAGCAGAACCCAAGAAGUUAAGGUAAAACAUAACUGCAGCUGCCCUCAACGCAGGGAUUAUAAAAUGUAUCUGGCAUAAUCUUCUUAAAUUAGUCAUAGAACAUUCUAAUUUUGUACAUACUGAUAGUCUUAGAUCACUAGAUUAUCACAUAAAGUUUCAGGAAAUCAACAUAUACAACAAUGAACCUGCCAGUAAGACCAUAACAAUCAAACAGUGAAAAUGUGAAACUAUUUUAGGCAUAUAUAUUUUUAAUAUAUAGAUUAGAUGUAGUACAACCAUUGAACUGUUUGAAUUAGCACAAUUUAAAGCUUUGUUCCACAUGCAGCAUUUUUUUCAAAGCUGUUUGGAUAAUUCUUCAGUAUUUGUAAAACAAAAAAGUGACUGUGUUAUUCUAAGAUACAGUGCAGCACAAAUGUGAGUUAUUUUCAUUAACAUUUUCUGAUAUUUGUAUAGUUGAUAAAAAUGUUCUCUUUCAAAUGGAACAUGUUUUGUACAAUUUAAUAAAAAGGUAUCUUCAGAAAAAAAUGUUUACUCUCUUUCACACAGUCAGGCUGUGUCAGACUGGGAGUGUAAAGUC
Boleophthalmus pectinirostris (great blue-spotted mudskipper) is the source of this 2449-nucleotide messenger RNA. Its product is annotated as ras association domain-containing protein 2. The transcript is spliced from 11 exons. Gene Ontology annotation, biological process: positive regulation of protein kinase activity; regulation of non-canonical NF-kappaB signal transduction; signal transduction. The coding region runs from base 271 to 1248 and encodes 325 amino acids. The record is from RefSeq and is a predicted model, not a curated record. NCBI's taxonomy places the organism in Eukaryota, Metazoa, Chordata, Actinopteri, Gobiiformes, Gobiidae. Gene Ontology annotation, cellular component: cytoplasm; nucleus.